This is a messenger RNA of Seriola dumerili (greater amberjack), 6041 nucleotides long. It is a transcript of the gene plekhg3, whose product is annotated as pleckstrin homology and RhoGEF domain containing G3. The coding region runs from base 188 to 4213 and encodes 1341 amino acids. NCBI's taxonomy places the organism in Eukaryota, Metazoa, Chordata, Actinopteri, Carangiformes, Carangidae. Gene Ontology annotation, molecular function: guanyl-nucleotide exchange factor activity. The record is from RefSeq and is a predicted model, not a curated record. The transcript has 18 exons.
CUUCUGCUGCUUUACGUUUUCGUACUGGUUCAAACGAGGCGCAUGCGCAGAGGGAGUGGGGGCAGACAGCGGAGGUUUAAUGAAGGAACACUGGAGGUUUUAUUAGAACCAAAGCAAACAGAGUGGAUGAGACCGAAGAACAUUUACCGCCAACUGUAACAUCAAGCUUCACUGAGGGGACAGUGUGAUGCCUGAAGGAUCUCACAGCUCCUCCUAUGACGUCUCCAUGGGUGAAGAGUCCCCCCGCCUAUCCACCGCCUCCAUCAGCAGUAAUGAUCGCGCUCCGUCGGCGACGCCCUCCGACCCCGACCUGUCAUCAGACCGUCGCCCGGUGAGCCUGAUCUCCACGCUGUCCUCGGGAUCCGGAUCCUCCAGAGACGACAGCCCCGCCCCCCCGCCCCCCUCCUCCCAUACCUCCAACCCCAACAUCGACCUGGACCUGAGCCCCGCGGGGGGCGGUGCAGACAGGAGGGGGCGGAGCCUAGGCCUAAUUAACAACAACAAAGAGUCGACGACGAGCCAAACCUCCGGCCGCCACCUGACGUCUCCGUUCACGACCAGCAGCAUGGCGCCGAACCCUCAGCUGACCUACCUGGACCGUGUCAUCAUGGAGAUCAUCGAGACGGAGAGGAUGUAUGUCAGAGACCUGCGCAUGAUCGUAGAGGAUUACCUGGCUCACAUCAUCGAUCAGUCUGAUUUGUCGAUUCGUCCUGAGCAGGUUUGUGCUCUGUUUGGAAACAUCGAGGACAUCUACGAGUUCAACAGCGAGCUGCUUCAGGCUCUCGACCUGUGUGACAACGACCCCGUCGCCGUCGCCCGCUGCUUCGUCAUGAAGAGCGAGUACUUUGAGAUCUACACACAGUACUGCACCAACUACCCAAAUUCAGUUGCAGCGCUGACGGACUGCAUGAGGAAUAAAUCCCUGGCCAAGUUUUUCCGGGAGCGUCAGGCGUUGCUGAAGCGGUCGCUGCCUCUGGGUUCAUACUUGCUCAAGCCUGUUCAGAGGAUCCUCAAAUACCACCUGCUGCUCCAGGAGAUAGCGAAGCACUUUGACCCCGAGGAGGAGGGGUAUGAGGUGGUGGAGGAGGCCAUCUACACCAUGACGGGCGUGGCCUGGUACAUCAACGACAUGAAGAGGAAACACGAACAUGCCGUCAGACUGCAGGAGGUUCAGUCUUUGCUGCUGAACUGGAAAGGUCCAGACCUCACCACGUACGGAGAACUGGUUCUGGAGGGAACCUUCAAACUUCAUCGAGCCAAAAACGAGAGAACGCUCUUCCUGUUCGAUCGCAUGCUGCUCAUCACCAAACGCCGCGGAGAACACUACGUCUACAAGACGCAUAUCUCUUGCUCCACUCUGAUGCUGAUCGAAAGCGCCAAAGACUCCCUGAGCUUCAGCGUCACUCAUUAUAAACAUCCCAAACAGCCUCACACCGUCCAGGCGAAGACGGUGGAGGAGAAGAAGCUGUGGGCUCAUCACAUCAAACGCAUCAUUCUGGAAAACCACCACGCCAUCAUCCCACAGAAGGCUAAAGAGGCCAUCUUAGAAAUGGACUCCAUCUAUCCUCCCAGGUAUCGUUACAGUCCCGAGCGUCUGAAGAAAGCUCUGUCCUCUCAGUCUGAAGAGUUUCAGCGAGACGGUCGUCAGGGACGACGACAGUCUGAGCCAACCAAACAAAUCCUGAAGAGCAGCAAAGCCAUCUUAAAGGAGACAGAGGGAGGCAGCUUCUCCUCAAACGGCUCUAACAAAGAAGAUGGACGACUUCCUGAAGAAGGUGGAACUGAGCCGACAUCUGAGCAGCCCGCUGCAGACGAGCUGCUGCAGGAGAAGAAGUCUGAACCAACAGUAAACUCUGAACCAGAACCCUCCUCUGAUCCAGACCCUCCUUUGACCUCAGUGUCUCCUCAAAGGUCAGAAGAACUGAAACGUGAAGAACAUCCAGAGCCCACAGAGGAACCAUUGUCCGCCACACCUGACUCAGAUUCAAAAACCUUGAGUAGUGGGGAGUCAUCUGAGGAUGAGGAGGAUGACAAGGAGGUGGCAGAAAAGCAGGGUGAAGUCAUCAGCAUCCUUCCCUCCUCCGUCCUGGACAAAGCCAGCGCUAUUGCUCAGCACUUCACCAACAGCAUCAAACGAGGCAGCCUGGCGCAGGACGACACUCGCUCCCUCGGAUGUGCUUCGCCACGGUUACCAAGCAGAACCGGCAGCAGCCUCAGCCUCAGCACCGAACCCACCAACCAACCUUUAGGACUUAACAGCAUCUGUCCAGAUCCUGCAGAGACCUGCAGUGCAACAGAUUUGACUCUGCUAUCUCCUCGGGACGACAGCCUCUUUGACACUGACAGAGGUAUUCGACGGAGGCGAGAUUCCACCCUGUCCAAGCAGGACCAGCUGCUCAUCGGCAAAAUCAAGAGUUACUACGAGAACGCUGAGAGCCAGGACGCCACCUUCAGCCUCCAGCGCAGAGAGAGCCUGACAUACAUCCCGACCGGGCUGGUCAGGAGCUCUGUCAGCCGGUUCAACAGCAUCCCAAAUGAUAAAACUGUCCAGACUAAUCCCUCCACCCCGACAGCCUCCUCCAGUCUUGACCCUUUCUCAGUGGAGUCACACUUGGCUUUACCUGGAGAUACCCGUGAUCACAUGGUAUCUAGUGACUCUUUGGACUCUUUGAAGUCUGAUCAGAGAAGCACAGAUCCAGAAGAUUCAGGAGAAAGCCUCAGAUCCAGAUCUCAGAGCUUGCAGGAUAAUCCAUAUGAGGAUGAAGACUUCAGGCCUUCAUCUGAAAUGAUUAAAAUCUGGCAGGCAAUGGAGCAAGAGAUCACCAGAUCCCAAAGUGAAGACCGAGGGCGUGAAAAAUCCAGAGAAGCUACAAGAAACUCCAGAGCGACCACCAUCGGCCUUUCCAGCUCGACAAACACUCCAAACAAAAGCUGUGACAGAGAGAGUGGAGCAUCUGACCUCAGCACCAUCACAGAGGAGUCCACAAGCCCUUCGCCCCUCAAGCCCAAAGCCUCCAGGGUGAGUCGGACAGGAAGUCUGAAGGACACCCUGAAGGUGUUCGGGGAAGAGGCCGUCAUCCUCAGGGCUGCGGUUCCUCGGGUCACCCAGCUGAAGGUGGAGGCAGAGGGGGAAAGGCCCAGCGAGGGUUUAAACCAGGUGGACGAUGUAGACAAAACGAAGAGCAAAGUCCUCCAUCUGGCUCGUCAGUACAGCCAGAGAAUCAAAACGACCAAACCAGUGGUCCGACAGCGAAGUCAGGGCAUCCUGAUCAGCAAGAAGAUCUUACCCUGUGUGGUGGAGGAAAGUCCAGGUAAUCCAAACCUGGCGCUGGUUUCUCAUAAGAAGGCGUCCACUCUGCCUCUGAACCCCAUCCUCCCCUGCAGUUCAGGGGCAGUUUUCCCGGGUCGGGCUCGUUCCCGCAGUCCGCUUAGCCCUCCUCCUCCCAUCGAGGGUUUCAACUGGCCUGACGUCCAAGAACUCCGCUCCAAAUACUCCGACCACAGCCGCUUUCAGAAGAGUCCUGUUGGCCGGAGUCGCUCCAUCCCGGAGCAGAUGUUUGAUGCAGGUGUGAGGAGACACUCCAGCUGCUCCUCCAGCCACCUCCUCACCGACAGAGGUUCUGACGAGGGUCCUCCGUACAAGCCUCGCAGCAGUCGGGAUGCCAGCCGAGAGGAACGCAGCAAACGGCUUCACCGAGCCAAUUCUCUGGACCCUCGGCUGAGUGGAGAACAAAUGACUGAAUUGCAGAAGCUCCAGGACCAGGUCUCUAAUAGCAACUACGACGGUUACUUCAUUGCAGCUGAGGCAGCGCUACCCAACGACCCCGAACACAAGAUCUUUGUCGUAGAGAAACUUCCAGAGCCUGAGUCAGAACCUGCAGAAACAGCCAAAGAAUCCAAAGAAGAAGAAGAAGAAGAUGACGACGACAGCUACGUUCAGAUCCGUUCACCGACCAGCAGGGAGAAGAUCCACAUCAUGGCCGUCAUCGACCGCUGCCGGGCCUAUCAGGACUCUGACGAAUACAAACAGAGGGAGGAAGCGAAAACUAAAAUUGAACUAGCUAGGCCUCAAGAGCUCGACAAUACAGCAGCAUCCCCUACCAAUCAGGACGAUGGGUCUCAGAAAACGAGCUCAAACUCUGGACAGAAGACAGAAGCCGGUCAACAGAGCAUCGUGAAGAACCUGAGAGAAAAGUUCCAGAGUCUGAGCUGAAGAAACAGAGCGAUAAGAGUUUUUAAUAAAACUAUAAGGCGUCGUAUCAAACCUCUGAAUUAAUGAACCCAAAGAUUUAUACAUAAAAUACAAACACCGGGUGGUUAAACCGGUCAUGAGCUAAAGAGUUAUUUCCUGUGAUUAUCAAAGAAUUAUUUGUACUUACUUAAAUAUACAUAUACAUAUUACUGUGAUUUCAAGACAACAAACAUUUAGAAGACAAAACAUCUUGUUAUUAUUGGCUUCUUAUGUAAAAAUCCAAAACCAACUUUCUUGAGAUUACAAGAUCCUUUCCCAGUGUCCUCUCUGGCAUUUUGUAGAUAAACAUCUAGAAAUAUGUAAAUAUCUUUAUAAAGUCCUUAAGUAUGAAUUAUCUACCGUCAGAAUAUUUGUUAAAAGCACCUUUUUGUACUGGAUGUUACGUGUUGCACAGUUUCAGGGAAGUGUAGCUACACAAUGAGUAGGUUUUGUUUCAGUCAUCUUCUCUUUGCAGUUGUAAAAGCUUCAUACUGUAUGUUACAGUCACAGCAGAGACUUUAAUGCUGCACUGUAUAAAUUAAAGCUCAUGUGUAGAUUCCUGCUGCUCGAGAACCAACCACUAAAUUAUUCCACUGCAAAAGUCACUUUGUUCAGUCACACUUCCAGAAAUUUAGUGGUUGUACAACUACUGGUUUUAUUUUGAUGUUAAAGGAAAAGUCCAACAUUUCGAUAAACCCUCUGUUAACUCCAGAGUCAGGUUAUUCAGAUACCUAUCAGUGUCAUCUCUGUGUCCAGGUUACAGGUAGAUCCAGGAGAUGAUUAGCCUAGCUUAGCACAAAGACUGGAAGCAGAAAAACAAAAUCCUUCCACCAGCUUCAAGUCUGUUUGAUUUACAUGAUGCUUGUAUUAAAAAGUUGUAGAAAUAGAAAUGUAAAACACAAAAAUAUUUCGGUUUUAGCACCAUUCACUGUCCUGAUGCUACAGUCAACUAAACAGCUGACGCAUGGAGAAGGUGGGCACUAGUUUCUUAUCUAACAAAGAUGAAGUUCCCCAAAUGUUGGACUGUUCCUUUAAGCCGUUUCACUUACGAAAACUGUGUCUUCAGUCUGAAAGUCGCCUGAAGACAUUAAUGAUAACAGUGUCCAGCUUUUACACUGUCCAGAUAAAUGUACGGAGGACUCAACCUGCUUUACUAGGACAACAAUAAAUAAGGGGGCAAGUUACAAUUAAUAAAUUCAUUUUAAAGAGAGUAAAAUAACUGAAUUAAUUUAUCCGCAGAAUUAUUUUAUUAUUAGUAACAAAAGUUUCCUUAAUGAACAUGGUUUUAUAUUUUUCUUCAACAUGCAAUUAAAGCAACAACCUAAACGAUUUAAUCCACAGUAAACACAUUAUGAUUAAUUCAUUAUACAUUAAUGGCUGUAUCUCUGUGUUUGUGCUUUUCAGUUUGUCUAAUUAUUUUAAAUUUAUUUGGACAAUUUAUGGACUUUGUUAAUUUAUUGAUUUCCUAAUAACCAGGUUCUGUUCUCCAUACACACUAAUGAUACAAGUGUUUUCUACAGCAGCUUUUAACAAGCUUAGUGAGUCAAUUCAUUUUAGCCCUUUGCUCAGUGGCACACUGGCACAUUCAAGACUUGAACCUGUGACGUUUCUGUAACCACUCAUCCUCCCAGUCAAACACUGUUAACAGUCAGACUCCUUCCUGUCCUGUAUCUCCUAUUUAUUUGAUCUGAUGUAAAUAGAGACAAACACACUGUCUUUCUAUAACUGUAGUUAUAUGUGUGUGUAUGUGUGUACAACCAUGUUUAUAUGAGCUCAGAAGACGUCUGUUCUGUUCCACAUUAAAACAAGA